Molecule: messenger RNA, 1092 nt
Organism: Anisakis simplex (herring worm)
Lineage: Eukaryota; Metazoa; Nematoda; Chromadorea; Rhabditida; Anisakidae
Source: the annotation of a GenBank genome assembly
AUGACUCGACUACCACUGGUUUCUUUCACUAGACGUAAACUGAAAGUGAUGCUACUCGUACUUGUGACAGUUGUGGUGAUCAAUUACAUGAUCAAGUUUUAUGAAACGUCAGACAACGAUCGACCCUCAAAAUCCCGAUAUAUAGUGGCAAACAAUCAUUUACUUGCCAAUGAAGGUAGAGUAAUUGAUCGAUUUGAUCAGCCAAUCCGAGACAUUCUCAAUGGCGGUGAUGCGGACGAUGAUAACAGACGAGCGACGUGCACCCAAAAAUAUCCACAAGAAGCCGUCACUGAUUUUAAUACAUUUGAUCUAUACAAUGGCGGCAGGAAACGGCAAGAUAUUGUUGUUACUGCAAAGAGGCGAAAUAAGACGGGCACCGCAAGUAACAAGCUGAAUGUUUUCGUCCUUCCGAUGACUCACGUUGAUCCGGGUUGGUUGGAGACGUUCGACGCAUAUUCCAAAGAUACGAAUCAAAUUUUGGAUAAUAUGCUGAAAUUCUUGCGUAGCCAUCCAGAAAUGCGAUUUAUGUGGUGUGAAAUGGUGUUUUUCGAACGCUGGUGGCAGAGUUUGAAUUCCACAAUGAAAGGCGAAGUGAAACAAUUCGUAAAAUCUGGACAGUUGGAGAUGACGAGUGGCUCGUGGGUAAUGACCGAUGAAGCGAGUCCAUUUUUUCCGGUUACAAUCGACAAUAUUGUUGAAGGGCAACAGUUCCUAUAUGACCAAUUAGGAAUUAAAGCGAAAACAAUUUGGUCGAAUGAUCCGUUUGGAUAUGGCAGUACAGUACCGUAUCUUUUCACGAAAACCGGCAUUCGAUGGGCCGUUAUCAAUCGAAUUCAUCAUCCCACGAAAAACUACCUGCAACAUCUACGUGCAGCGCCGUUCAAAUGGCGACAAUAUUUUGAUAGUGGUCAAAGUGAUGUUCUAACUCAUCUUCUCCCGUUCACACACUAUGAUAUCUUGAAUAGUUGUGGACCAUCGCAAAGCACAUGCUGUCAAUUUGACUUCAAGCGACUCACACACUUCUCGUGUCCAGACCAAAAACCUGUGCCAAUUACACCACAAAACGUCCAUGAAAAGUUUGCUUUGAAAUGA